GACCUGUUGAUAAACUAAAAAUCUUUACCCAAAUAGGACUUGUUGAUAGACUAAAAAUCUUUGCCCAAAUUGGAUUUAUUGGACUUGUUAGUAAACUAAAAGGCUUUGCCCAAAUAGGACUUGUUAGUAAACUAAAAGGCUUUGCCCAAAUAGCACUUGUUACCGAAUCGAAAUUUAUUGACAUAUUACAUCCAUCCAUGGAUAUCUUGCAAUACAGGUGA
This is a messenger RNA of Racocetra persica, 221 nucleotides long. The record is from the annotation of a GenBank genome assembly. NCBI's taxonomy places the organism in Eukaryota, Fungi, Glomeromycota, Glomeromycetes, Diversisporales, Gigasporaceae.